UCCAAUCACCUCCCACCAGACCCCACCUCUAAUAUUGGGGAUUACAAUUCAACAUGAGACUUGGGUGGGGACACAGAUCCAAACCAUACCAGCAACCCAGCAAUCUGUGUUUUGUUGGGUUUUUUGUUUUUGUUUUUUUGAGAUGGAGUCUUGCUCUGUCCCCCAGGCUGGAGUGCAAUGGCGCGAUCUCGGCUCACUGCAACCUCCACCUCCCGGGUUCAAGCAAUUCUCCUGCCUCAGCUUCCCAAGUAGCUGGAUUACAGGCACCUGCCACCAUGCCCAGCUAAUUUUUGUAUUUUUAGUAGAGAGGAGGUGGGCCAGGCUGGUCUCGAACUCCUGACCUCAAGUGAUCCACCCGCCUCGGCCUCCCAGAGUGCUGAGAUUACAGGCGUGAGCCACCGCACCCGGCCGCAAUCUGUCUUAACACUCUAGGGGAUUCUGAUGCUCACUGAAGUGUGAAAAACACUGCAUUAGACAGUGCUUGGAGAGCACCUGAUAACCAUUCCUUUAGGAACAAAUCCCCCUCCUAUUAAACACAUUAUUCUUUGGAUCGGUUAACAUAUUUUGCAAAACUGUUGGAGCCUGAGCAGCAGGAUUUUGUCAAUACCCCACAUUUAAUGUACCAAUAGGUCCUAUCUUGAUUUUAAUGGUCCUGCCCUACAACCAACCAACCAGCCAAUUACCCACCGAUUCCUCUACUGGGGACAACCUUUUUCACCUUUAUAACUUCUGCUUAUUCACAACAUCUAAUUAUUCAUGGCCUCUGCUAGUUCAUGGCUUCUUUUGUGCACCUUUUUGGCUUCUGAUCCUGAUACCAACUGAACAACUGUCUACGUCAAACUUGUUUAACCCCCUGUUUAACAUUAAGAGUUUUUUUUUUUUUUUCCACAGCUCUUUUCCUUUAGGUCAUCAGCUAUCAUUAGUGUAUUUUACGUAUGGCCCAACACAAUUCUUCUUCCUGGGGAAGCCAAAAGAUUGGACACCCCUGCUCUAAAUCUCAGUUUAAACUCCUGAGAGACACAUAUUGUUGGUGAAAUCGCAAAACUGGUACAAUUUAGGAGGGUAAUUUGGCAUCAUUUAGCAAAACUACAAAAACAUGGCCUUUGCCCCAGUAAGUCCGCUUUUAGGCAUUUAUCCUACAGAUACACAUGCGCAUGUGCACCAAAAAGUGGGGUCUCUCUCUCUCUCUCUCUCCCCUAGCUCGGCCAGAAGCCAGGUCACCUACCCUCGCUCACUCGGGGGCCAGGACCUCUCUCCCUGCCCCUCAGUCAAGGCCCUCUCAGUCCGGGAGGCGCUUCACACCUGGGCAGGGUGGGACUGGGCGCGCCUCACUUCACACUUUCAUCGGUUGGAAGCAGGUGGGGAAGUCCCCGCGGCCUCGGCGUCUCGCACUCCUGGCCCCAACACCUGCUGAAGCCGGCUGCGACUCCAUUUUUCUUUUGUUUCCUCCUGGGAAAGGGAGGACCCGCGCCGCCGCGAAGCACAGCGACCCCGGCCCUGACCCCAGCCGCCCGUCGCCGGUGGGCGGGGCUUGGCGGCCCGGCGGGGCGGGGCUCGGGGCGGGGCCGGCGUGGUGAUGGCCCGGGUUGGAGCCGCCGCCGCUGCCGCCGCCGCCUCAGAAGCAGGAACCGAAGUCGUCGCCGCCGCCACUGCCUGGGUCUCCGGCCGCCCGCGCGCUGCCUGGGUCGGGGCCCGCAGCCAUGGAGGAUUUCAUCGUGAUCUCGGACGACAGCGGCUCUGAGAGCUCCGGAGGCGCCCGCCCGGGCCGGUCGCGGAGGCUGCGCCGGGCCCUGUCGUGAACCCCCGGCGCGCUGCCCCGCCGGACCGUGGUUGAACAAGAAGCAUGGCACCAGCAUCUGCUUCUGGUGAGGACCUCAGGAAGCUUCCAACCAUGGCAGAGGCGAAUGGGGAGCAGAACAAGGGUCAAAAAUUAGAACCCAUCCCUCAUCGAAGACUAAGAAUGGUAACAAAUACCAUUGAAGAGAAUUUUCCCCUGGGGACUGUGCAGUUUUUGAUGGACUUUGUGUCACCCCAGCAUUACCCACCAAGAGAAAUCGUGGCUCACAUCAUCCAGAAAAUCUUGCUCAGUGGCUCUGAGACUGUGGAUGUCCUAAAGGAGGCCUACAUGCUUCUCAUGAAAAUUCAGCAGCUACAUCCAGCCAAUGCCAAGACAGUGGAGUGGGACUGGAAACUGCUCACCUAUGUCAUGGAGGAAGAGGCAUGAGGGCUGAGAUAGCAAAAAGGCCAUGCAUCCGUCCAUUUGGCCUUUUGGGAAACAGUCUGCAGUGGAGUCGACCCUCCGUGAAGGGAAGGCCUGAUGGCGUCUGGUUGAUCCUGCUAGGGAGGGCUCCUACUGGCUCUGGGGGCUUAGCAUCCCCACCCCCACUCCCUGCCUCAUUCUGGCUUCACCGUCUCUCCCUUGGACUGGGCUCUCUCCUUCCUCAGAGUCCACCCUGCAGUCCACCCUGGGUCCCCCAAAAGAUCUUUGUUAUCCCCCAAAGGAUCUGUGUCAUAGAACACAGGUAAGUGUUCAAAAGUUCUCCCCUGGCCGGGCUCACACCCAUAAUUCCAGCACUCUGGCAGGCAGAUUGCAAACAUAGUGAAACCAUCUCUCUACUAGAAAAAUACAAAAAAUUAGCCAGGCAUGGUCCCGCAUGCCUGUAAUCCCAGCUACUCCGGAAGCUGAGGCAGGAGAACUUCGAACCCAGGAGGCAGAGGUUGCAUUGAACUGAGAUCGCACCACUGCACUCGAGCCUGGGCAACAGAGUGAGAGAGGCCCUGUCUCAAAAAGAACAACAAAAAAAGUUCUCCCAUGCUUGAAACUCCUCAAAACCCCUGCACCCCUAGAAUAAAGUACAAGUUGCUUAGUGUGGCAUUCACAGAUCCUCAUGACUCAACCCCAGCCUUCCCUCUGCUGCCCACCUCCCCACUUCUGCACCGUAUCAUGGGUGCCGGGAACACUCAAGCUGCUCCUGGGUACCUGACACACAUGCUUGUUCCAGGCUCUCUGCCUUUGCAUAUGAUGAUCCCUUCCCUUUCCUGCUGACACAUUCUCCACCAGCAAGACUUUUCCUCCUCGGGGAAGCCUUCCCCAAGCACUCCACACAGCUCUCACUUACAAUGCCACACGCUGGGUCCCACUAAUGCCCCAUCAGCGCUCCUCAGCACCCAGCAGCAGAAUCCCUGUCUUCCUCGAGGCAGCGGAGCCUGAGGCAGAGCCUUUGCACCUCCACCAUGGCCCUGUUUUCCUUUCAGCCCUCCCCAUCUGCCCUUUCCAGCAAGGGAGAGGAGGGAGACCUGCGGGGAAGGAACACCUGCUCAUGGGCACCUGCUAUACAGGGCAAGGGGGAAGAAACCUGGCUCUGAAAGUGGAUUCCAGGGGUUCCCAAUCCCAGCCCCCCAUCCCUUACAGCUCUGGGACCUUGGGCAAGCUACUUGCCUGUCUGUGCUUUGCCUUCCUGAUCUGCAGAACCAGUGAAUUAGGACCCAGCUCUUAGGUAGGGAGGCCUAAGUGAAAUGCGGUGUGGAGAAUUUGGUAUCUGGUGAAUGUUCAACAAGGGAUGGUUAUUAUUAUUGCAGCCACCACCUCACUGGCCAAGCGCUGUGCCAGGUGCUCCUACAUCGUGGGAAGGUUUCAGCCAUGCCCUGGCCAGCGAGGCAGGGAUGUCAAGUCCAUUCCACGAAGGAGGCAGUGGGGCACUGAGGCGGCACAGGACUGCCGCUUCUCCUCGCCACCCAGGGCUCAGGCGUCUCCCACUCUCCUGGAGAGUGGUGGAGGCCCAGGAUGCAGAGUGAGGGCAGCUGCAGAUUUGGAAUGUGUCACGCCCAGCCUGGAGUGCCCAGCACAGCCUUGAAGAUGGAGGUGGGGGUGGCGGUUAAGGGAAGUAACAGGCUGCAGGGCUAGGGAUGCAGCCCAGGUGUCAGCUGAUCUCACAAGGCGGAGGGACCUUCGCUUUUCUUCUGCUCAUUGCACUCCCCCAGUGCAGGUAGAAAGGAAGGAACCUCCAUUUUUUGAGGUCUUCCUAUGUGACAGGAGAGUGCAGAGCUGGGAGCUUUGAUAUUACACCCGUUCCCACCAACUCCCAAGAGCUGGUGUUACUGCCCGGUGUCCAUGUCAGUCCAAGAUGAAGCAGCUGGGACUGUCCAGGGAACUGGCACAGUCCCCUCUCCACCACCCUUGCACUAGAGUCGAGGCCUGUCUGCCCAUCACAAUAGUGGGUGUGGCUGAAUCGAUGGGCAAGGUCAAUUUAGGAUCACAAAGACCCUGGACUAAACACCUGAACCUGAAGCUUUACCCCAGCCCUUUCUGCUUAAAUCCCUUGGCUUAUACACAGGUUACACAGUACGCAACCCACACAACUGCACACAGCAGCCCUGAUCAUCCUCAGAGGAGAAGUCUUUUCAACCAGAGCUGUGGAUUCUACCUUCCUGAGCUCUGGGACCACAAUCCAUUGCUUCAGGAUCCAGGUGUCCCGGUGUUAAAACAGACCCACAUUACUGGGGCCUGAUGGUCUCCUCUGCCUUCUGUCUUGCAUCUUUGGCAGCCAAAUGCCUUGGAGUGGCCUACAUGCAGGGUCCCUUGCCUCCCACUCUCAUGGGCUCUGGGCUUCCCUCCGAGUGAUUCCCCCAAGAGCACUCCCCAGUUCCGUGUCUUCUCACUGCUCCUGGGCAUUCGGUGACCACUGUAGUCCCUCUGCGCUGAGGGAACACCACAGGGAUCCUCCCACUUCCCCUUCUCCUCCCCGCUCAAGCCAUGACCCGAGGCCCCGGCUGAGUGCCCUACCUGCCUCUCUCCAGUCCUGUGGGUGAAUCUCCUCAGCCGUUCUCCCUCCUCCGUGUCUCAGUGAGGCCGGAGGAAGCUUACCCAGAGAGAGCCUGAGGGUGGUCACACUGCUCAGAAGGGCAUUCAGGGGGCUGCCCAGAAGCCUUAGUGGGGUAGAGGUGGUACAGGAACCCUCACGCCUUUGGCUUCUCCCCCCUGGACUUGUCGUCCCAGCCCCACCCCAAUUCCUCGCCAGCUUGUAACCCACCCCUCCCCUUGCCCCUCAGCCAAAAGUGACAUGUGAGCGGUCCACAUUUUGUCUGGCCUGCCAUACUUUUUGAAUGUUUCAUUUAGGUGCUAUCAUUUAAAAAAUCAGAAGAUAUCACUU
Pongo pygmaeus (Bornean orangutan) is the source of this 5150-nucleotide messenger RNA. Its product is annotated as SUMO-interacting motif-containing protein 1-like. The coding region runs from base 1844 to 2224 and encodes 126 amino acids. Gene Ontology annotation, molecular function: SUMO polymer binding. The record is from RefSeq and is a predicted model, not a curated record. The transcript has 5 exons. NCBI's taxonomy places the organism in Eukaryota, Metazoa, Chordata, Mammalia, Primates, Hominidae.